Molecule: messenger RNA, 2612 nt
Organism: Alternaria rosae
Lineage: Eukaryota; Fungi; Ascomycota; Dothideomycetes; Pleosporales; Pleosporaceae
Product: U3 small nucleolar RNA-associated protein 25
Exons: 2
Coding region: 119-2125 (668 amino acids)
Biological process (GO): maturation of SSU-rRNA from tricistronic rRNA transcript (SSU-rRNA, 5.8S rRNA, LSU-rRNA)
Cellular component (GO): nucleolus; small-subunit processome
Molecular function (GO): U3 snoRNA binding; rRNA binding
Source: RefSeq, a predicted model, not a curated record
GGCGGCGGAGUGGGAAGGGGCAGAGGCGGCAUGAGAGGUCGUGGAAGAGGUGGAAGCAGAGGCGGAUUCGCCGCAGCGAGAACACGAGACGAGGUUGAAGAUUCGUGAAAACAUCCCCAUGCGCGAACCCACCCCAUCCGACGAGAGCGAAUCCGACGUAUCGGAAGACGAUGCCUCGGACGAAGAGGAGGAGGAAGAAGAAGAAGAAGAAGAAGCGCAACCCAUCUCGAACGCCUAUGCGACUCUCCUGCAGUCUUUCUCGUCGCGCAAAACUGGCUCGGAAGAGCAUCGCAAGAAGAGAAGGAAGCUGGCGCACGACGAGCCUGAACAGGAGGUCGAAUUAGACGACGACGCUGAAUCUACCACCCUGGAAGGCGACGAGGCUGAGGAUGAGCAGGCAGAGGUUGAGAACGACGAAGACGCGGACGAAGACUACCAAGAAGAGCAAGAGCUCGAGCAGGCCUACCAGAAACACUUUGUGAACCCCGACGAGAACGACCUAGCGACGCGACUCAAGCGGAUAGCUGCCAACCAGUGGACAUCACAGAAGUUGGAUCGAGCAUCUGGCAAGGGAGUUGGCAUACUCCAGGUUCCUAGCGACGAGAUCAAGCCGAACAGGAAGCUGAGAAGUGUGCGCGACGUCCAGUUGAAAGCGCGGCUUGUUGAAAACGCGCAGAAGAAGGUCGGCGCUUUCGAUGGGCUGGAACAAGCCAUCGUACCCUCGAUAUUUGGCUACCAAGAUCUGCUGUUCGGCGCAAGAACGGUGCAAAAUACCGGCCGUCUACGAGACAUCACCUGUCUACACGCCCUGAACCACAUCCUCAUGACGCGCGACCGAGUGCUCAAGAACAACGCAAAGCUAGCGACAGCAAAAGAAGACGACCCAGACGUCGAAUACCGCGACCAAGGUUUCACCCGCCCCAAGAUCCUCUUCCUCCUCGAGACAAAGCAAGCCUGCGUCCGCGUCCUAGACAGCCUAACCAAGCUCCACGAUUUCGAGCAGCAAGAAAAUAAAAAGCGCUUCCUCGACAGCUUUUCCGCUCCUGAAGACAAGUUCUCACCCGACCGCCCUGCCGACUUCCGCGAACUCUUCGAAGGAAACGACGAGAAUGAAUUCCGCAUCGGCGUAAAGCUCACACGCAAAACCCUCAAGUUCUACUCCACAUUCUACAACUCCGACAUCAUCUUCGCCUCCACCCUCGGCCUACGCCGCGCCAUCGAAUCCGGCGACCCCAAGAAACGCGACUCGGACUUCUUGUCUUCCAUCGAAAUGGUCAUCAUGGAACAAGCCGACGCAGCGCUAAUGCAAAAUUGGGAACACGCAGAAUACGUCUUCGAGCAUCUGAAUCUCCAACCAAAAGAUGCACACGGCUGUGACUUCUCGCGCGUGCGAUCCUGGUAUCUAGACGGCCAUGCACCAUACAUCCGUCAAACAAUCAUCCUAUCCGCUUUCUUAACACCAAAGAUAAACACUCUCUACAACAAACACAUGCGCAACUACGCGGGCCGCUUGAAAUACACUCCGGACCACACCGCCGGGCUCAUCGAAUCCCUCUCUUACGGCAUCAAACAAACGUUCCUCCGGUUCGACUCGCCAUCACACCUCACAGACCCAGACGCGCGCUUCAAAUACUUCAACACGUCUAUCCUGCCGUCCAUUACCCGGUUACCCAAACAGCCCGACGGCGGAUUGGGCGUCCUGGUCUUCAUACCCAGCUACCUCGAUUUCGUGCGCGUCCGGAACUCACUUGUGGAUUCUGAUAUCGCAUACGCAUCGAUUAGCGAAUACACUGACGCCACCGACGUCCGCAAGGCACGGUCCCAUUUCAUGAAUGGGAAACACUCACUCCUUCUGUACACCGGCCGCGCCCAUCAUUUCCACAGGUACAAUAUCCGCGGCGUGAAGCGCGUGGUGUUUUACGGAGUACCCGAGAACCCUGUAUUCUACGAUGAAGUUGUGGGUUUCGUGGGCAAGUCGAUUGAACGUGCGGAGAUUAGUCGCGCAGAAGCGAGCGUCAAGGUGUGUUUCUCCAAGUGGGAAAGGAUGGAGUUGGAGAGGAUUGUUGGGGGGAAGAGGGUGGGGAGGAUGGUGAACGAUAAGGGGGAUGUCUUUGACUUUGUGUGAGUAUUUAUCCUACAAUGUUCGUAUUCGAUAGACAGGUGCGUCUGAAGAAAUCGUAAGAGAUAGUACAACGUUCCUCGUCUUAGACGCUUUCGAAGGCCAUCGCAACCAUCGUACACUCAUCGAGCUCUCUUCUUCGCAACACUCUACGGCCGCAGGUAGACGACGUGUUGUCUCACCACAUUCUUCGUAUCCUCGUUCCUCGUUCUCACCAGCACACUCGUAUCGUUCUUCUCCACCAUCCUCGCAGCCACAGGCUUAACAUCGCCGACCCAUGGAUCUUUCGCCACGUAGAAAAGAAGAUACGGCAAACUCGCUCCUGGUGGUUUGAACAGCCUUACCUUCUCGAUGUAUCUAUUACCACCAAGCUGGUCCUUGUGUUGUAGCAGCAAGUAUCCCGCCCAUCGUCCCACCGGGGAGCCUAGGAUUUCGUUAACGUUCCGGGCUCUCCACAGUGUGGAUCAUUAGAGUAGGAGGACCUUCAACAUAC